AUGAAGCUCACUAACACAUCGACAUUGCUCAAUGCCUUCCAGGGUUUGAGGUUGUGUGCCUCUUCGCCUCUGCGACAACCUCAUACCCCUCUUCGGCAGUCUUUGAAGACCCUUGAUGCGAUUCGACAACCUCAAAAUGUUCGAGCCUUUUCAACGACCCCAUCAAUGUUAGGCAACUGGCUUGAGCCAAACCUGAACCGAAAGAAGAAGAUGGCAAAGGGACGACCUCGUGUGGCUACGGGUGGUUCGACCAAGGGUACGACAGUAAUUUGGGGCGACUAUGGUCUACGGAUGACGGAUCACCACCGAAGAAUCAGCGCCAAGCAAUUGAAGAUGGCCGAGGACACCAUCAAAGUGCGACUUCGAGGUCAAAAAUACCGAUUGUAUAAGCGAAAGAACUGUAACGUCGGUGUAUAUGUCAGCGGUAACGAUAUGCGUAUGGGUAAGGGUAAAGGUUCAUUCGAUCACUGGGCAACCCGAAUGGCUGUUAGCCAGAUUCUUUUCGAAAUCCGAGGACGACUUCACGAGCAAGUUGUGAGAGAUGCUUUUCGCUUGGCCGGUAACAAGCUGCCUGGUCAGUGGGAAUUCGUUAAGAAGGGAGAGCCUCCCAUGGUUGGAAUUACCAAGUUGGACGGCGUGACUCUAGAAGAGUUGAAAAGACCUCGACGACACAUUGCUCCCGUUGAACUACUGGAGGCUUCCUCGCCUACAACUGAGACUCUGGUCGGGAGCACUUCUGAAGCUUCCCGCAACCCCUAG
Molecule: messenger RNA, 759 nt
Organism: Fusarium tjaetaba
Lineage: Eukaryota; Fungi; Ascomycota; Sordariomycetes; Hypocreales; Nectriaceae
Product: ribosomal L16 precursor mitochondrial
Exons: 3
Coding region: 1-759 (252 amino acids)
Biological process (GO): mitochondrial translation
Cellular component (GO): ribosome; mitochondrial large ribosomal subunit
Molecular function (GO): rRNA binding; structural constituent of ribosome
Source: RefSeq, a predicted model, not a curated record